This is a messenger RNA of Fonsecaea multimorphosa CBS 102226, 1839 nucleotides long. RefSeq lists its product as uncharacterized. Gene Ontology annotation, molecular function: aspartic endopeptidase activity, intramembrane cleaving. The coding region runs from base 1 to 1839 and encodes 612 amino acids. The record is from RefSeq and is a predicted model, not a curated record. Lineage: Eukaryota; Fungi; Ascomycota; Eurotiomycetes; Chaetothyriales; Herpotrichiellaceae. Gene Ontology annotation, cellular component: cytoplasmic side of endoplasmic reticulum membrane; membrane; lumenal side of endoplasmic reticulum membrane. The transcript has a single exon. Gene Ontology annotation, biological process: membrane protein proteolysis.
AUGGCUUCAGAGCCCGGACCCCUCAUGGAGUUUCUAGGCCAGGUCGCUUACCAUUAUGAAAGUAUGCGACCACUUCUGCCGACAUACAUGCAUCUUCUCGUGUCGGCCAUUUUCCCCAUCUACACGGCCGCUCACGCUUCGUUGUCUAGACCACCGUCGGCGGCAUCCAAGAAAUCGAAGAAACCCGCCAAAGACGAAGCUGAAGAAAGCGAUGACGAGGAUGCCCACACGAGAAUCGAAAGCCUGACCCCUUCUGACGCGAUACUAUUUCCCAUCUUGGCCGGUAUCACACUGGCAUCGCUCUACUUUAUUCUCAAGUGGCUCCGAGAUCCCGCUUGGCUCAACUGGGCCUUGGGCAUUUACUUCUCACAGAUCGGCUUGUUCUUUGCGAUGAAGUUCUUGAAAGAUGGCUUCUCUGUGAUGCGGUCUUUCGUGCUUCCAAACGAGUAUUCUCGUUCAGGAAUGCUGUGGAAGGUGGACCAGCAGCAACAGUGUUUUAAGACAGAGAACGGGUUGCGCAACGGCUCACCGUUUCCGGGGAUGGUCGGGCAAAUUCCUCUUCCCUCGUCACUUGCACCACUUGUGUGGGAUCUACGUGCGAUACUGUACACCAAGGCCCGCCUUGAAUUCCACGUCCACGAAUUGAUUACCGUCAAGACGUUGGUCGAGAUUCUUGACCUCAUCAGUCUCGUGCUCUCCGGUGUCAUCGUGUACAUCCACACGUUCGUCUCGAAGCCAUGGUUCCUUACCAACAUCCUUGGUUUCUCUUUCUGCUACGGCUCUUUGCAGUACAUGACACCCACAACCGCCUGGACUGGCACCCUUGUGCUGAGCGCCCUCUUCUUCUACGACAUCUAUUUUGUCUUCUUCACCCCGAUGAUGGUCACUGUGGCGACAAAAUUGGACGUACCGAUCAAGUUGCUCUUUCCUCGUCCCGAUGGUUGCGUGUUCCCUGUAGGUGCGCCCGAGGGGUCGCCGGCCAUGGAAGAGUACUUACAGUGUCUGGCGAAGAAAAGAACAAUGGCGAUGCUAGGGUUGGGGGAUAUUGUUGUGCCAGGGAUGAUGUUGGCCUUUGCUUUGAGGUUUGACUUGUACUUGUUUUAUCUUCGACAAGUCAAGAAAGGACAGCAAACGGAUGGAGAUACAUCGAAGCCGACAUACACUAGCGCGACAGGAUGCUGGGGAGAACGGUUUUGGACCGCUUCGAAGCUGUGGUCCAAGGAGAUGAAGGCCAAGCGGUUUCCCAAAACCUAUCUUCGCGCCACUACAUUAGGAUACCUUGCUGGAAUGAUCGUGACAGUGGUUGUGAUGCAGGUUGCACAACAUGCGCAGCCCGCAUUGCUCUACCUUGUUCCUGGGGUCCUGCUGUCGUUCUGGGGCACUGCCCUGGUCAAGGGGGAUUUGAAGGAGCUUUGGCGUUACAAUGAGAGCCCGGAAAUUGAUGACAAGAAAGCUAAGGAGGCAAAAGAGGACAAGGGGUUAUUGGCGUCCACCCGCAAGGAUACUAUUGAUGACAAUGCUGCCACUAACGGUGCAAUAACCAGCGAGGAUGAGGGCGCAGACCCUGCCAAAACGCAGGAGACUAAAUCUGCGAACGAAACCCAGGCGGCUGCUAAGAAAGAUUCCGAAAAGGCCUGCCGACGUCUGAUCCAUUUUUCAAUCACAUUACCUGAUCCGAUUCACGAGGCAGCAUCGACCUCGCUCAAGUCGGUAACCGGUGAUGACAGGUCGGAAAGAGCCGUGGCGGCCCAAGACACCGCGGAGAAUCAAGACUCGGGCAGAAGUUCGGAGCGAAAAGAUGAUGGUGAACCACCCGGCAAGCGUGCCAGGAAAUCAUGA